AUGGCCGAUAUCGAUAAUGUACCCCUCACGAAGGUCGACUCCGCCGUCCAGGGUCUCUCGUCGUCGCCGCCAAAGGAGAAGGGCCAUCGCCGCAUGAGCUCAACGGCUGCUGGAGUGUUCAACAUCAAUGACUUAGAAAAGGAAGGCACGGAACUCCUCAUUGCAAAGGAGACCCAGAAGCUCAACUGGAGAAUCAACAAGUCGCCCACAACUGUGGAGGACAAGGACUACUUAAAAAAAUUCCUCACCACCCCACCGGUCAAGAAGAUCGACCUACACUUCCCACUGGGACUCGAGGUAACGGCACGGAACCUGAAGGGCGUAACCAUCAAGGAUGCAUUAGAUGCAAUCUACAAGCAGUUCAGGAAGAAGGAGGAUGACGAACUCGAAAACCCCGUCCUCGCUGGCUUCGAAUGGGACAAAGAAGAGUCCUGGACCCGCUUAAUCGUGCACUGCAAGAAGGAGGGCGCCGCACCCAUGACCAAGAAGUCCAAGAAGAAGGCCAAGGAUGGUGAAGAGGAGUAA
Molecule: messenger RNA, 525 nt
Organism: Pseudogymnoascus verrucosus
Lineage: Eukaryota; Fungi; Ascomycota; Leotiomycetes; Thelebolales; Thelebolaceae
Exons: 4
Coding region: 1-525 (174 amino acids)
Source: RefSeq, a predicted model, not a curated record